Molecule: messenger RNA, 807 nt
Organism: Beauveria bassiana ARSEF 2860
Lineage: Eukaryota; Fungi; Ascomycota; Sordariomycetes; Hypocreales; Cordycipitaceae
Exons: 3
Coding region: 1-807 (268 amino acids)
Source: RefSeq, a predicted model, not a curated record
AUGUCUCGAUCCACAGACUUGGCUGAGCUUGGGAGCCAUUUACUGGAAAACGGCCCUCGCAAGGUUAUUCCUGCCCCGCGGCGCAUCCGGGUCAUUUACAACCGGACCGUCAUUGUCGACUCGACCAAGGGCUCGCUCGUCUGGGAGCACGACUACUACCCUCAUCUGUACUUUCCCGCGUCGGAAAUUCACAAUUGCACCCUCAGGAAUAGACAGCCGAUCAAAAGUGAUGGUAUUAUCCGCGCCAGCGUGGCGGAGCUGCACGUCGCCGCCGACGAGAGCCGCAAGAUCCCUGCCGCUGUAACCGAUCGCGUCGUGCGCUUCACCGAUGACCGGGGUCUCGGCGCGCUGACGGGUCUCGUGCGGCUGGAAUUCAAAGCCAUGGACCAAUGGCUAGAGGAAGACGUUCCCAUCUACGUCCAUCCCAAGGAUCCCUCGAAGCGCAUCGAGGUGCUGCCGUCCAGCCGCCGCAUCGAGGUGCGCGUCGACGGCAAGACGGUGGCCAAGUCGGGCUUCUCGAUGCACCUCCACGAGCCGCGGCUGCCGACGCGGUACUACCUGCCCAUGGGCUGCCUGGACCAGACGGUGCUGCGGCGCAGCGAGCUCGUGACCAAGUGCCCGUACAAGGGCGACGCUGACUAUUACGACGUCGUCAUUGGCGGCGUCGAGUACCCCAACAUUGUGUGGUAUUAUCGUUACCCGGCGCUCGAGUGCGGCGCGCUGGCGGGCAUGGCCUGCUUUUACAACGAAAAGGUGGACAUUUUGCUCGACGGCCAGCUGCUGGAGCGUCCGUCUAUGCCAAGGUAG